CAAUUUCAUUUUUUUUCUGCUGUUAUUGAAUAAUUUGUUUAAUGGUAUUAAUUGUUUGAACCCUAAUAUAAUAAUCAUCGGUACAUGGGAAAAUAUUAUGACUAAAAUGGCAUCAAAUAAAUUUCUUUUAAUUGUACGAUUUGUCGCCUUUAUUGCUUAUGGAUAUUCAGUAUAUUAUAUUUGGACAUAUGAAACAUUACCACCUGAAGUACGAGGGAGACCAUUUGGCAAAUGGAAAUAUCUAACCUAUUGGGAUUUGUUAUUACAACUUGGAUUUUUCGGAUUGGCAUUGAUUGGUUCGUUUCGAUGGACACCAAAAUCAUUUGGACGUUUGCUUGAUUUUCUGUUCUAUUCAUUGGUAUUCCCAAUCGCCAUGAUUGUAACCAUUUCAUUCUGGACACUUUAUUCUAUAGACCGUGAAUUGGUAUUUCCAAAAGCAUUGGAUGCAUAUUAUCCGUUUUGGCUAAAUCAAACAUCGCACACAUUGGUCGCUUUCCUAGUAUUGAUCGAAUUGAUUUUCGGUAAUCGGAAUCCUCCCUCAAAGCAAGCACAUGGUUUGAUCAUAAUCAAUCUAUUCAGCUAUGUCUAUUCAUUCUGGGUACUUUACAUCGCUUUCACCACCAACUUUUGGGUGUAUCCAUUUUUAGAAAAACUUAAUUGGCCUUUACGUAUUUCGUUCGGUGUUGCACUUGGUUUGGUCAAUUCUCUAUUCUACAAAAUGGCCAUUUUAUGUGGUCGAAAUUUAGUCAAACAAACACCCAAUCGUAAAAACAAAAAGAUUAAAUAAAACAAUAACAUGUUCUAAACAUUUA
Messenger RNA from Dermatophagoides pteronyssinus (European house dust mite), 812 nucleotides. Its product is annotated as androgen-induced gene 1 protein-like. Gene Ontology annotation, cellular component: membrane; endomembrane system. The record is from RefSeq and is a predicted model, not a curated record. Lineage: Eukaryota; Metazoa; Arthropoda; Arachnida; Sarcoptiformes; Pyroglyphidae.